CUUUCUGCCAAGACUCAGAUUGGCUACAGUUCAAGCCUCUGACUAAAUGAAUAUGUGAAAAGUUUCCAGGAUGCCAUAGAAGAACCACCCCCUUACCAUGGCAUGAACUUUCCAUACUUCUUUAGAUAUAAGCAAUGGAUACAAGAUCUCCAGACGCAAGCUGUUAUGAGGCUGUCUGUGUCUCCCCCGAAUUCUUAUGUUGAAGCCCUAGCUCUAGAUGUGCUGGUAUUAUGGGGCCUUUAGGGGCUCUCUGCAAGCCAGGGGAGGGCUGUCACCAAAACCAUUCUUUGCACUCUGGUCUCAGACUUCACAGCCUCCAGACUGUACCCAGACUGAUGGAGAGGCCAGAAUCUCUUCUCAAGCAUUGCUGGUCACUGUGUCAGGUGGAACAGAGAGCUGGGAACAGAGUGAUACUCGCCACUGCCAUCCACGACUCAUCGUCCAGGACAGACAACAAAGCCCGCGAAUGCCGUCGUAUUGGCUCCCUAAUGAGCCAUCGUCUAGGACCGCUGUUCUGCGCCAGUGCGCACGCGCGGAUUUAGCCCGUGGAGGCUAGCGGGCCAGGACCACAACUCCCAGAGUGCUCCGCACCCCCGCCGCCGUCUGGGAUUGCUGUUCUGCGCCAAUGAGCACGCGCGGACUCCGACUGCGGAGGCCGUGCCCAGGGACCACAAGUCCCAGAGUGCUCCGCGCCCUCGCCGCCGCAGCCGCCGCCGCCGUUGCCGAGACCAAGAUGGCCGGGAGAAUCGCCGCCUUUCUCAGGAAUGUCUGGGCCAAGGAGCCGGUGCUAGUGGCAUCCCUCACCAUCGGGGGUCUCGCUAUAAUUCUGCCUGCCCUCAGCCCCUACGUCAAGUACUCCAUCAUGAUCAAUGAGGCCACACCCUACAACUACCCAGCUGACAGGCCAACCCUUCUCUGUGGGCCCCCAGCAAUCUGCUCGUCUCAGUGGCCCACCCUCCUGUCCCACAGUGCCCCUCCGAGACGAUGGGAACAUGCCUGAUGUGCCCAGCCACCCGCAGGACCCUCAGGGCCCAAGCUUGGAGUGGCUGAAGAAACUGUGAGCUCCUCCAUUGACAGGGAGAGGCCCCCUCCCUGAUGGCCCCCAAUAAAAAUGUGAAAACCA
Messenger RNA from Lagenorhynchus albirostris (white-beaked dolphin), 1123 nucleotides. RefSeq names its product NADH:ubiquinone oxidoreductase subunit A3 (gene NDUFA3). Gene Ontology annotation, cellular component: mitochondrial inner membrane. The record is from RefSeq and is a predicted model, not a curated record. NCBI's taxonomy places the organism in Eukaryota, Metazoa, Chordata, Mammalia, Artiodactyla, Delphinidae. The transcript has 7 exons. The coding region runs from base 626 to 1000 and encodes 124 amino acids.